Messenger RNA from Bufo bufo (common toad), 1404 nucleotides. It is a transcript of the gene DXO, whose product is annotated as decapping exoribonuclease. Gene Ontology annotation, biological process: nuclear-transcribed mRNA catabolic process; NAD-cap decapping. The transcript has 7 exons. Lineage: Eukaryota; Metazoa; Chordata; Amphibia; Anura; Bufonidae. The record is from RefSeq and is a predicted model, not a curated record. Gene Ontology annotation, molecular function: mRNA 5'-diphosphatase activity. Gene Ontology annotation, cellular component: nucleus; cytosol. Bases 31 to 1245 code for a protein of 404 amino acids.
AUCACUUCUUAAAGCGACACACACGGAAAAAUGGAUGAAACUGCGACUACAGCCAGAGACAGAGGAGAUGGAACCCAUAAAAGAGGCCUUGAACAGGACCCCUCAGACUCGCCACAGUUGAAGAUCCCUCACGUCUCCCCUCCUCCUUUAAGAACACAUCCCUCCUGCCACCAGGGCUCUUUUCCCUUCUACAGACUGCCUUCAGAACUGGGCUCUUUCUCUCUGGAUGAGAAGCGGUGUUACCAUGGUGACGGCCGUCGCCUGCGCUAUCUUAGUCUCCCCGUGGGGAUGGAUAGCGGUGGGGCCUCCCUUGGAUGGGACCUGAUGGACGGAUUUGAGGAUCGCUAUGUACGACGUAACGAAGAUGAGAAAGAGGGACUGCUGCAUCUAUUAAUGUGGGUGAAGGAGAACAGAGGACUGCUGCGGGCAAAUGGACGUUCUGAUACCAGCAGACUGGUCGACCGAGACUUUGUCAGCUGGCGGGGUCACCUAACCAAGAUUCUCUGCACCCCGUAUGAAACCCAAGAAGGCUGGAUCCUGGCUGUCACCCUGUUUAAGGGCACCCUGUAUAUCAGCGAGCGGGAGACGGCAGCUGCUUACAAGAAGAGGAAAGAGAGGACGCGGGAGCAGGAGAAGCUCAUGUACUCCGGAUACAAGUUUGAGAGCCACCUGUGUGCAGAUUCCCCUGAUGGCUCUCCUUGCCCGUCCGAAGUUGUGAACACCAACGAGGCAUUUUGCAGCGUCUUGCUGGGCCGCCUGGCAUCCCAUUCUUUCUUGGUUUCUGGAGAGGUGGACUGCAAAGACCCCAGCAGUAGCAAUCCUUCACCGCCAUCCUGCUACGUAGAGCUGAAGACAAAUGCCCAGAUGCGUAGCCAGCACCAAGAGCGCAGCUUUCACAGGUAUAAACUUCUGAAGUGGUGGUGCCAGUCCUUCCUGCUCGGGAUUCCCCUCAUCGUCGCAGGAUUUCGGAAUCCACAAGGAAGAAUUGUAUCUCUGGAGAAGUUCAGGACAUCGGAGAUCCCUCACUUAGUUCGGGGUGACAGACAGAGCUGGGAUCCGGCCGUGUGUAUGAACUUCUGUAAUGCCUUCCUCAGUCAUAUCAAGAAAGUGGUGACCACGGAUGACCCCAGAGUUGUCUUUGUGUUCUCCUGGGAGCCGGGUCAUGAUGUCACUUUUACAGUAGAAGCGGAUUCGGAUCACUUGGUUGUCCCAGAGUGGUACGUGCAGGUGUUAUCACAGAAUUGAGCUGUGGUCAGGAAAAUAAGCAGGGAAGAAGACGCCGAGCCUUCAUGCCAUACUACAGAUGUCAGCUGGCCGAGCAAUGGAUUUAUUACUGGAGGCUGGUCCUUUUUUUACGUAUCGGUGUAACCGAUCAAUUAAAUGGAGAUUUAUGUACUAUUUUUA